AGACGUUCUCUUACCCUAUUAUCAUUUCGUGUAAAUAGAUAUCAAUUUAAUGCAUACCUAUAUACAUUCUGCCAAAAAUACGACUUGUAUUUCACAAGUAAAUACGACCAGGCAGAAAAAUUAUUUCGUAUUGUACGUUUUGUAUUGUAUGUUGCCAAACUACUUUCAUAAAUAUACAUGACCUGACACAUAAAUAGCGCACACAAAAACUACAUUCAGUUCUAUUUUAAUUAGCAUCGAUAAACAUUGAAUUCAAUAACAAAACAAAGAAAAAGGUGGAGGUAUAUAACAAAAGGGUCAUUAUAACAGUAGCUAAAUCUGGGUUUUGUAUUCGGCUCUCGUGGAUUGCGCUUGCGUGCCUCGUGUGAUCCGACCUGGCAAAAUACUGCAUCCCUAAUUAAGCUACUAUUAUAAUAACCCUAUUUUAUUUACAUAAAGAGAUAUAUUAUAGAGCUUAUUGUUAUGUCAUUGGAGACACUGGAACAUGAUUGCUUAUUCACCGAAAUAUUGUCGUUUCGUAUGAUGUCAAAACUACACAAACAUAAGAAUCAUGUAAAACAAAAUCAAACAAAUUGUUUUAGCUUUAUCUUAUUUUUAUUUACACACGAUAAAAGAUUUAUAGCUUCCACUUAUGAAUUUUGUGUCUUCUUUCAGCGAUUUGAUGAAUUCUCCAGCUUUAACGUUAAACAAGAUAGAGAAAGUAGGCCGAAUAGUGGAAAUUCUUAGGAACGAAACAUUCUGUGGAUUCCCUGUAGUAAAUUGUAACGGCAAGGAUAACAGAGCCAGUAAAGUGUGUGGAUUAAUUUUGCGGUCGCAACUUCUUGUUUUACUUAAACACAAGGUAUUCAGCCCGCCAGAUUUGAUGCAGCCAAAUACAGUUAGACUAAAAGAUUUCCGGAAAUAUUAUCUACAGAAUCUAAAAAUCGAGGAUAUAGAUAUUUCUACAGAAGAGAUGAGUUAUGUGAUGGAUUUAAGACCAUACCUUUCCCCAAAUCCAUAUACAGUUGGUCCGACGUUUUCACUUCCACGAUUGUUCAGACUUUUUCGAGGUCUUGGUCUUCGUCACUUAAUUGUAGUCAACGAUUGCAGAGAGCCAAUAGGCAUGAUAACCAGAAAAGACUUGGCGAAAUUCAGAGUUGAAUCAAAACGAGGUUUGCUCAAAGUUGAACAGCUAAAUAUUGAAGAUAAAUAAGAAGUAUGGUGAACGACGAACAACUCGGACAUUCAAAAUAAGACAGUUCUGAUAUCUCGUAUUUAAAAGAAUGGUUUAAGGACAUAUGUUUCCGAUCGUUAUUCUUUAUUAUUGGGACACACUACGAGUUACUUUUAACUUUACGAUAAGGAAAGUGAUGUAUUAACACAGUUUGUAAUGACAGAUAUUAUUUUUUAAACAAUUUUACGAUUCCAAUUCAUUUUAGUAGGAGCCUCGGUAGCCAGGUGGUUAAAGUGGCUCAAUCAAACCGAGCCUGCAACAUUUUCAUUUUUGUCGUGUUGGGCGGCCUAUGGAGUAUUCUAUAUCACUUGCCUCUAACCACUGUGGUUCUAAAACUCGCUUGAAAAGUAGAAUUGUUUCUUGUAAGGAGACCGCCCAGCUGGUUUACCGAUAGUCAGUGGUUCUAACCCAUGCGCCGAUCCGUGAUGAAACACGGCCCAGAGCCUUUGGUCUUUCUCCACUACAAAAAGUUUGGAAGUUGCCGUAUAACCUAUAUUUGUGUGGCUGUGAUUUUAAACACAACAAAAACAACAAAAAAGUAUUUAAUUUCCAUAUUUUAUUAUAUCUAUUUAGAAUAUUUCUGUUUAAAUAAUCUUGCCUGUCAUUAUUAUCUUGAACGUUCAACAUGAUAAAACGUUUGUAUAUCAUCUUACCAUAUGGUGUUUAAGGUAAUUCUUAUUUUGCACGUUUGAUAAAUCGGAAGUAAUGGCAUUUUUCCGAAUAAUGUAGAACAAAACCUGGACUUGGUAGUCGGAAAUGUAAAUCAUUUUGUGAAUUAAUUGCAAUCCGUGCAUACAUUUAUUACAACGGCAAUAUUACUAUUUUUCUAAACAUGAAAUAUGGUAUUUAAACGAUUCAGACGAUAAUUAUUCUGAAUAAUGUCUUAAAUUAGCUUGAAAGUCGCUAUUCUCUUUAACCAAGGGCAAAUAUAACAAAAAAAAGCUCAGGGACCUAUACAUUUUAUUUCACCAUAUUUUAGACCAUUUGUUCAUUUAGUAUGAAGUUUCUUUAAAAUCUACUUUGCAGAAAAAAAUCUAUUCACGACAAGGAUAUCGCAAUUGUGAUUUCCCAUAGAUUCCCAUUAUUUGCCGAAUUUCUAAAAUAUAAUUCUGAAAUAAAAAAAAAUAGGGUUUAAUAAAAUUCUACUUUGCAGAAAACGUUAAA
This is a messenger RNA of Mercenaria mercenaria, 2377 nucleotides long. Its product is annotated as H(+)/Cl(-) exchange transporter 7-like. Gene Ontology annotation, molecular function: chloride transmembrane transporter activity. NCBI's taxonomy places the organism in Eukaryota, Metazoa, Mollusca, Bivalvia, Venerida, Veneridae. The record is from RefSeq and is a predicted model, not a curated record. The coding region runs from base 632 to 1192 and encodes 186 amino acids. Gene Ontology annotation, cellular component: lysosomal membrane; intracellular membrane-bounded organelle. The transcript is spliced from 6 exons.